GAAACACUCUUACAACCAAGCCAUCAUCGAGUUCUAGACGCUGCUCUGAUUGCAUUUUUCUGAAGGCUUCAAAUCUGUUGUACAGCUUGGUUUGAUACUUGAUCAUCAUGGAAGAAGAGCACCACCAUCCCAAAACCCAUGAGUGUGAGACCACUGUGGUGGCAGAGGAGGCUGCCGUCGAGACCAAGGAUCGUGGGAUAUUCGAUUUCUUGGGGAAGAAAGAGGAGGAGAAGCCACAGGAGGAGGUGAUUGUUACCGACUUUGAGAAGGUUACCAUUUCCGAGCCUGAACCAAAGGUGGAGGAGGAGGAGGAGAAGAAGCAUGGACUCUUGGAGAAGCUCCGCCGAUCUGAUAGCAGCUCCAGCUCUUCGAGCGAGGAGGAAGGAGAGGGAGGAGAAAAGAAGAAGAAGAAAAAGAAGGACAAGAAGAAAAAGGAGGAGGACACUUGUGUGCCGGUGGAGAAGUGUGAUGAAGUAGUUCCACCACAGGAGAAGUGUGAUGAAGUAGUUCCACCACAGCCGGAGGAGAAGAAGGGCUUCUUAGACAAGAUCAAGGAGAAACUGCCAGGACAGCACAAGAAGGCAGAAGAGGUUCCUCCUCCGCCACCACCUCCGGCAGAGUGCUCCCCCUCAGAGACAUACGAAGGCGAGGUAAAGGAGAAGAAGGGAAUAUUGGAGAAGAUCAAGGAAAAGCUUCCUGGAUACCACCCCAAGACCGAAGAAGAGAAGAAAGAGAAAGAGAAGGAUUGUGAAUAAGCCCAUAGAAAAAAAAACCAAUGUUUAUCGUGGAUUGUGCGGUUUGUUUGAUCACAGGAUGAUGUUUUGUUUUGUUUUGUUUUAUUUUAUUUUAUUUUAUUUUAUUUUAUUUUUACCUAUGUGCUCAUAUGUAAGUUUGUUUCGGAGGAUCUAUAUUCUAUAUUGUAAUUUCCUCGUGUUAUUUUGUGAUUUUCACGGUAUUAA
Vitis riparia (riverbank grape) is the source of this 959-nucleotide messenger RNA. Its product is annotated as dehydrin ERD14. Bases 108 to 755 code for a protein of 215 amino acids. Gene Ontology annotation, cellular component: membrane. The transcript is spliced from 2 exons. The record is from RefSeq and is a predicted model, not a curated record. Lineage: Eukaryota; Viridiplantae; Streptophyta; Magnoliopsida; Vitales; Vitaceae. Gene Ontology annotation, biological process: response to water.